Peronospora matthiolae is the source of this 576-nucleotide messenger RNA. The record is from the annotation of a GenBank genome assembly. Lineage: Eukaryota; Oomycota; Peronosporomycetes; Peronosporales; Peronosporaceae.
AUGGCCCACAUCGAGCACGAGCACGAAGACCACCAUGAGGAGCAGGACGUGGACUCGGACGAAGACAUUCCUGCGCUCGAACAGGCCCCUGACGCUGUUGAUGCCGAGAAGAGCAAACACAAUCGGUCGGAGAAAAAGUCGCGUAAAGCGAUGCUGAAGCUCGGCAUGAAGCCCGUGGGUGGCAUCAUCCGCGUGACGAUCAAGAAGAACAAGAACAUGCUGUUUGUCAUCUCCAAGCCCGACGUGUUCAAGAGUCCAGCCAGUGAGUCGUACGUGAUCUUUGGCGAGGCCAAGAUUGAAGACCAAAAUGCCCAAGCGCAGUCCAUGGCUGCUCAGCAGUUCAAAGCUCCUACGGAUGACGCUUUAGCUGCUGAUGCUGCUGCUGCUGGUACAUCUUCUUCUACGGUGGAGAUCGUGAACGACGAAGACGAUGACGACGUGGACGACUCGGGGAUUGAUGCCAAGGACAUUCAGUUGGUCAUGAGCCAAGCUGGAGUGAGCAAAGGCAAAGCCGUGGCUGCUCUUCGCUCCAAUGACAACGAUAUUGUCAAUGCUAUUAUGGAGCUCACGAUGUAG